CACGCGCAUUUCUUUCUCCAGUGCGUUCGCCAUAGAAAACAAAGCUAUCUGUGCGCGUCCAAUACAGCUAACGGGGAAAACACAGCACAGCUCUCUCUCUCUCUGCAUGUUCACCCAAGAUGGGUUUGCUGCUCAUCUGAGGGCCUUUGAUCGCGGGCCUGUUUUGACAGUCAGCUGAAGUCGUUUUUUUUCCCCGGACCGCUUUUGUUGCUUAGCCACGGCGAGCAGCAAAGCCACAAUCAUUGUCCUUUCUGCUGCGAGCUGCCGAGGGGAAACACAUCGCCAUGUUGUUAUCGGAGCGGGCUCAUUAAAUAAGGCGAAACCGUGAGCGUGUGGAGGAGAUAAUCUCGUCGUUUGAGCCGAACCGAACCUGAGUCCUUAACCGCCGCCUGCCUGCCUCACUGACUGACUGACAUGGCGGAGCAGAGCUACUCCUGGGCAUACUCCCUGGUCGACUCCAGCCAGGUGUCAACCUUCCUCAUCUCCAUCCUCCUCAUCGUGUAUGGCAGCUUCAGGUCAUUAAAUAUGGACUGUGAGAACCAGGAGAAGGACAAGGAUGGCAACCCAACCAACACUGGAUCCUUCAACAAUGGCAACUCCAACAACAGUAUUCAGACCAUAGACUCAACACAGGCAUUGUUCCUGCCCAUCGGGGCCUCUGUGUCUCUGCUCGUCAUGUUUUUCUUCUUCGACUCGGUCCAGGUGGUGUUCACCAUAUGCACUGCAGUUCUAGCGACCAUUGCGUUUGCAUUCCUUCUGCUGCCGAUGUGUCAGUAUCUGACCAGACCGUGCUCUCCACAGAACAAGAUUUCGUUUGGCUGCUGUGGCCGCUUCACAUUGGCAGAGUUGCUCUCCUUCUCACUGUCUGUCAUGCUGGUUCUCAUAUGGGUGCUGACGGGGCACUGGCUGCUCAUGGACGCUCUUGCCAUGGGUCUCUGUGUGGCCAUGAUUGCCUUUGUGCGGCUGCCUAGUCUCAAGGUGUCAUGCCUCCUGCUGUCAGGCCUGCUCAUCUAUGACGUCUUCUGGGUCUUCUUCUCCGCCUACAUCUUCAACAGCAAUGUGAUGGUAAAGGUGGCUACACAGCCUGCUGACAACCCCCUCGACGUUCUCUCGCGCAAACUGCAUCUGGGACCCGGCAUGGGACGGGACGUCCCGCGGCUCUCUCUGCCCGGCAAGCUGGUAUUCCCAAGUUCCACCGGUAGUCACUUCUCCAUGCUAGGCAUUGGCGACAUCGUCAUGCCGGGACUGCUGCUGUGUUUCGUGCUCCGAUACGACAACUAUAAGAAACAGGCUACAGGAGAAGUUCCAGGCACUGUCAACGUGUCCGGUCGCAUGCAGCGGGUUUCCUACUUCCACUGCACCCUCAUUGGUUACUUUGUUGGUCUGCUGACAGCGACUGUGGCCUCUCGUAUUCACCGUGCAGCUCAGCCUGCCCUCCUGUACCUGGUGCCCUUCACCCUGCUGCCUCUGCUCACCAUGGCCUACCUGAAGGGGGACCUACGGCGCAUGUGGUCGGAGCCAUUCCACUCCAAGGCCAGCAGCUCACGUUUCCUGGAGGUAUGAUGCUGCUCCAACCAGCACAGAUUCUGCGCCCUACCCACCUAUCAGAGAGAGAGUUCGAAGAGAGGAACUAAACUCGUCAUCCCUCAUUCCUGUUGUUAUCAGCCAGCCAGCGGAUGAACAGCCGUAUGCGGACUUCACUGCCAGAAGGAUUGAAGCGCUCCACACGUCUCUAUAUUCCUCAUUCCUUACGUUCUAUAAAUCCUGUGUCCUGAUCCACAACUGGCUAUUCAAAUCCUGUCUUUUUCCUCUUCCUCUUUUGUUUCUCAGCUCCAUUCCAUCUUCAAGCUCGUCAAUACAUCUUUCAUAAAGGAACAUUUCACCCAAAAUGUUUAAUUCUGUUAUCUGUCAACCCGUAUUAGGUUUGGAACAAUGUGAGGUUGAGUAAAUGAUGGCAGCAUGUUAAUUUAUGAGUGAACUAUCCCUUUAAACUCUCUCUUUUCCUUUUUUGCCAAUCACCACUUCCAUUCUACAGAACUUAACCACACUUUACCAGAUCGGGUGUUUUUGGAUGUGACCAGAGCCUCUUUGAGCUCCAAGUGUGUUUCCAUUUUUGCCGUCCGGCACCAUUAUGGAUUUACAGACUGAGACUUUUUUUUUACUUCUCUAAACGAACCGUGGAUGAGGAACAUAGAGUCCGCCACAAUUGUGGGAUGACGAUGACCCUAUAAGGGACCAGCACACAGUAGAGGACAGUGAUGUAUUUUACCCUUUACUUCAUUUUCUCUUUCUCUUUCCCCUUCUAAUAAAUCCCCCACCCCGCAUCCAUCCCUGUCUCUCCUCCCAACAAUCUCCCCACCUCCUUUGCAGAUACAUGUAUUUUAUUUAGAAAGAUUUUAUUCUUGGCAUAUACAGAAAUUAUGCAUUAUAAAUUGUAGGGGUGUACAGCUCUAUGUAUAUAUGUGUACACGUGUAUUAGGUUUAUCAUGUUGAGGUGCAAGUGUGUGAAUGAGGGCAACAAUGUGUUUAAGGAGGAACUAUGUCAUUUUUCAUUGCUUUUAGAUCUCGAUGGAGUCGUAGCCAAAUGAAAUGACACAUGGCACAUGAUGGGAAAUGUUUUUGUUUGGGUCUUUCAAUCCACUUAGGUCACUUUUUUGCCUAAUGUACACAUCCUUUUCCAUGAGAGACAGUGGUUCAAAAGGGCCAAUGUGUGUACAGCUUGAUCAUUUAAAAGAAGUGUUUGUGUGUGUUUGAUUGUGAUUGUGUAGAUGUAUGAAUGGGGUCUUGAUGGGCUAUUAACAGGACAGUUCAUCCAAAAUGAAAAUCAUAUACUCAACAUGUUGCUCCAAACCCGUAUGAUUUUCUUUCUUCUGUGGAACACAAAAGGAGAUGUUUGACUAAAUGUUUGUCAUAGUCACUUUCAAUUUUAUUGCAAUUUUUUUGCAUGCGUGAUUGAGACUAAUGUUCUCUAUUUGUGUUCAGCAGAAGGAAAUGGCCUGUCCUAUUUUAUUCCAAUAUCAAAAGAAACAAAUAAGAAAUUAUAUUUUGCAGAUAGAAAAUGUAGCCUGUUUUUAGGGCCUUUUAAGAUUUUUUUUAUUGUGUUUUGUGACAUUAUUUCCAUGAUGCUUGCACUCAUUUUAACCCCAAAAAGUUAUUUAUAAGAUUCCCUUUACCGCAACAUGAAAAACUGUGUUUAGACAUCAUAGUAGUACUCCCUUGUAAUGAAAUACAAUAACAAUGUCUGUUACAGUAAUGAGAACAAUCAUUACCGUUGGGAAUAGUAAAAGUAAUCCGAACACGUUGAGGUGUAAAAAAAAAUGGGGUGGGGGGGGUCCUGAAUAUAAUGUCACAUUUUAUACAAAAUAUAAUUUCAAAUUUGUUUUAUGAUUUGGGGUUAAAUGUGUCGACUGAUUUCGUGUUGUUGAAAAUAAUGCAUUUUGCUGGCUCAGUCUGUUGAGGUUAGCUUUUUUUUUUUUACCUGUUUUUUAAUCUGUUUGUCGUCUGGCCUUGCAUGUCAAUUGUACAGACUGUCAUUCUUCAAAGCUGUGUUUCCAGGGCAACCGCGAUUGUGCGAAACUCUGAGACGCAGGAUUGUGAACGAAGAGUCACACAAGAGAAUUAAUAUAACAGGAGAAAGGCAGAGGGGCAAAGAGACUGGACCGCUUUUAGACACAAACACUGGCAACAUGUUGCCUGAAUAUUCAGUAUAAACGUGUGCCUGUUGGAAGUGGGAUUUGCUUAACCUGAGCAUCAUGGACAUCUUGGCCACAAACCUACACUCUUUCCCUCUGCCACCCUUAUAGACAUUACAAGAAAGAAGAGAACAAUAUAAAUGACGAUCAUAGUGAUUGCAUUGAAAAUAAACACAAAUGUUUGUUGUUUUUUAUGGAAGAUUGCCUUUUUUCUCAUCCCAUUCUGUAACAUUUUUCCCCACCUUUUUCCCCCACCAUUUUGUACUUUUUCCUCUCGCCAUCAUCCUCCCUGCCAGCAGAGGGCGCUUAGCUCUGUUGAGCUCUCAAUAUUAACAGCCAAAAGGAUUCUGUAUAAAAACUUGAAUAAAUAAAUUAAAAAGUGUAGUGAAACGUGGAUCCAAAUGAGCUGUUUUGAAAAUAUUUCAGCUCUCCUAACCUUCCCUUUAUUCUCCUUAGUCAGGAUUCCGCUGUAAAUAAACAUGAC
Molecule: messenger RNA, 4176 nt
Organism: Xyrauchen texanus (razorback sucker)
Lineage: Eukaryota; Metazoa; Chordata; Actinopteri; Cypriniformes; Catostomidae
Gene: sppl3
Product: signal peptide peptidase 3
Exons: 10
Coding region: 415-1563 (382 amino acids)
Biological process (GO): membrane protein proteolysis
Cellular component (GO): lumenal side of endoplasmic reticulum membrane; cytoplasmic side of endoplasmic reticulum membrane; Golgi-associated vesicle membrane
Molecular function (GO): aspartic endopeptidase activity, intramembrane cleaving
Source: RefSeq, a predicted model, not a curated record